This is a messenger RNA of Entrophospora sp. SA101, 663 nucleotides long. The record is from the annotation of a GenBank genome assembly. Lineage: Eukaryota; Fungi; Glomeromycota; Glomeromycetes; Entrophosporales; Entrophosporaceae.
AUGGGCGUCUUUAGUUCCAAAUCAUUAAAAAAAACUCAACGACAAAAUAAACUUAUACUGCAUUUUAAUAAAAAUCCAAAAUCAAAAAAACGCUUAAGCGUUUACAAGAUAAUCGAAUCUCAAGAUUAUAAUGAUGUUCCGAGUUCACCAUAUCCAAUCAUAAACAAUGAAGAAGAACUAAAAAAAAUGGAAUACAUUCAUAAAUCUUUCAAAAUAUUUUGGGGCAAUAAUUUUUCUGCGCCUGUAAAAGAAGUGCUGGAAUUAGACAAAGCCAAUCUUAUUGAUGAUAUUGUUUCAACAAGUAAACAAUUGCCAUUAAAUAGUAAUGAUAGUACACUUGGACGAAUGGGUGGCGAAAUGAUACUUGACUCGAUUAAAUCAUUGGCUAUUGAUGGAAUAGGUAAUAAAGAAUACGAAUCAAUUGUUGCUGAAUUGGAUGAUCCUCAUUAUAAACCUUGCUUCCAAGGUUCAUUUGAUUGUGCAGUUUCCAAUAGGCGAUCAGUUGUUGAAUAUUGGAAUCAAUUAGAGCCAGAAAGUUCAAGUCAGUUGUUAGUUCCAGGUACAGAAAUGACAAAAAAAUAUGCAGAUUAUCCUGAAACAAGUAUGGAUUGUGGUAAAAAAAUUGGUGGUGCACCAACAAAAGGAACUAUUCAUUUGCCAUAA